Molecule: messenger RNA, 2094 nt
Organism: Cinara cedri
Lineage: Eukaryota; Metazoa; Arthropoda; Insecta; Hemiptera; Aphididae
Source: the annotation of a GenBank genome assembly
AUGGAAGACGUGAAAAGACAGGUAGUUUAGUUAAAUUACAUUUAGUUAAAUUUCUUUUAAAUACUGAUAUCGGUUUUUAAAAAUUCUGUUAUUAAAUGGGCGAAAAAAAAUGAGGAAUUAAAUUGGAACGGUGCAACAUUGAAUAAGUAUAACCAUUAAAACGACACGCUAUAAUUAAAGUGAUAAAACUACUGAGGCAAAGGAUUCGUGUACUAUGUUUAAACUGCACUUUUUUGACUCGUGUGUAAGCCGAAUUAUUAAAAGAGUACAUAAAGCUUCGUUUGAACGUAGGUACGUAAGGAACCGUUUAAUCACGGUCAGUGAUGUGUUCUGUUCUUCUGCAGCAGCUUAUACUUAAGAUUGUAUAACUACGUACCCUUUAACACGACAUCGUAUAAAUUUACAUAUUAUUCCGACAGUCUGGAAAUCCAAUCUGCAUAUUACUAUAACACCGGUGCAGACAUUUCUACACAACCGUGUUAUAGGUAUAAAUAUUACGAACAAUAGAGAAUACCGGCCAAUGUGUACAUUGCCUGGGCAAUGUGAACAAAGUUUUAUUAAAUUUUAUCAUAUUAUGAAUUUUUUAAAACAAUUAUUAUAAUAAUGACAGUGUAUAAUAAAUUAUACAAUUUUUGAAACCCGUUGUAUAAACUCAUUUUUAUUGUCAUACUGCCUAUUUAAGAAUUACAAUUUUUCCAUAUAGAUAUGACCAUAUCAAAAUGAUAAAAGUAAUAGCUGUCUUAAUAAAAUCAGUUAACAAUAUAUGAACAAUAAUUGAUAUUUUCGACUAUCCUACCUGACCUAAGCUAGUCGAGUUUUUGUACUGUACAAGACACUAUACUUCGUUACUUUGUACGUGUUUUAAAAAUGGAAUCUAAAUUCUACGAACAUUUUAACAAAGUUAUCGAAACAAAAACCUAAUAGUACUUUAUUAGUAAAUCUAAAUAUUAUGAAAUAAUUAAUAGUUUAAAACAACUAAAGCUAGAGAAGAAAAUAAUUCAAAAUUAAUGAAGAAAUAUGACGUUAUGACAGUACUGGGAGACGAAACAUGAAUUACGCCAAUAAAAAAAGGUAAUUGUGUACAAUUAUUUGCUUAUAAUGAAGAGUUAUUUAACAUUUUAUGUGAAAGACAUUUAACUAUUGAGCAUGGUGGUAGAAAUUGCAUGGAAUACGAAAUAAAUAAAAAUAUAAAAUAUGACUAGGAAAACAAUAAUGUAAUUUACAUUUACAUGUGUGAGAAAAGAAAGUACAGUGAAAAAAGGAUUAGUGGUUGAACCAAUUAUUUCUUUGGAAAUGAAUUCGAGGUGUAAAAUCGACCUUAUUGAUAUGCAAGCGCAACCAGAUGGAGAUUACAAAUUAAAAUGUGUUAACUAAGAUCAUUUGACAAAAUUUGUCAUACUUAGGCCUCAAAGACAUAAAAGUGACAAAGCAGUUGCUAAAGAUUUAGUGAAUAUAUUUAACCUUUUUGGAGCAUUCGCUAUAUUACAAAGUGACAACGGACGUGAAUUCGUAAAUAAAAUAGUAUCUGAACUUUAUACUAAGUAGAAGGAUUUGAAAAUAGUUCACGGUAAGCCAAGACACUCUCAAAGCCAAGAUAUUAUUGAAAAAGCAAACCAAUAUGUCCAAAAUAUGCUUGCAACAUGGCUACAAUAAAAUGAAACAAAAAAAUGGAGCAAUGGCUUAAGAUUCGUACAGUUAAUGAAAAAUUGUGCUUAUCACCAUGGUACAAAACAUUAACCAUUUGAAACGAUGUUUGGUACACUCUCUAAACAUCUUUUACCAUCUUCAUUACUUUUUGCAAACAUGAUUAAAUUAAAAUUAAAACAAAAUUAAAAACCUAAAAAAAAAUUACAGAUUGCCUUAGAGUCAAUACAGGUCCUUUCUAACAACAACAAAAAUAAUGAAGUAAUUCGUGAAGUAGAAAAAGAAGAUGAUGAAGAUCAAAUAUUUGAAAAAGAAACAAAAACAAGACAAACGUCAAUUAAUCAAAACAGGAAAGAGCCAUUAAGCAAUCUGAAAAUUAAAGCCACAAAAAAGCCACGGAAAUGUCCAAAAAACGAUUUUUCCAAGGAAAUAUUGGGAAGUCAGAAUUAA